GCUCCGACAGACCCGUGUCGUACUCCCGAGCCACUUGUAAAAACCGCCGACAGGGGCAGCACGUGAUGGAUCGCAAUCGCGCGUACGUAAUGACGGUAUCGGAGAGAUUUCGGUGAUCGCCGGUGCAAUAAUCACAUAUUAUCGAUUCGUUCGGUCUUUUCUAUUCGAAAAAAGAACAUUCAUCAUACACCGUCUCAGACUUUGAUUUUCAAAAUCAACUGUCUUUAAGCACACUGGGUAAACAUCGUUGAUGGGUCCGACAGAGAUAUUGUAGAAGCUUUAUGUUAACGUCUAGCAGGUAUUGGAGGAAAAUUUACAACUUCGAGAAUAUACAUUUGCCACGACUGAGUAAUUAAACAUGCCUCUUGAAAAUGCCGAUUUAGAGGUCUCUCAAAGUGAAAUUUAUGCUAUCAAUGAUGUUGACCGGGCAGUUGAAAAUUAUAUAAUACAAGCUAAGAAGGAACGCAAUUUAAAAGUACGCGAUAAGAUUUUUGACCGAAUUAUAAAUCUUUACUCAAUGGCGGACAAAAUACACAUGAAUCACAUGAAACAUUUACUAGGCAGGGCCUAUAUAUGCUUAUUGGAAAAUAACACUUUGGCAGUUACUAAUCGAAAAUUCACUUCAGUAAUUAAACAUUCAUUAAAUCACAUACCACCUGUACUGUCCAGUGAUCUCAACGAGGCUGCUUGUAGACGUUAUAUAACACAGAAUAAAAAAUUGUUGCGUUCCAAAGUUCGCAAAAAUGUGGACUCUGUAAAUAUUCGAUCUCAAAUGGCACACUGUUAUUUAAAACUAGGAAAAUUAAAACAAGCACGAUUAGAAUUUGAACUAGUUUUAAAAUCAAAUUCAAAACAUGUGGAUGCAUUAGUUGGUCUCGCAAUCACGAAGUUAACCGAUAACGAAUCGUUACCAUUUGCUAUUGAUCUAUGUAUACAAUUUUCAAAAGAAUGUAGCAUUCAUUCGGUUAAAGCGGAAACACUGAAUGAGAUUGCAUUCAAUUAUUUUAAUAAAAAAAAUUAUGCUACAUCCAAACGACUUGCUGAAUUUGUAAUACAGAAAUCAAGUGAUUUUUAUCAAAUAACUAAAAGUUAUAAUCUAUUGGGUAGAAUCGCCGAAAGCGAGGGUUAUGUUGAAGAAGCAUUUGAUUACUUUAAUCGAGCAGUUUUUUUCGCACCGCGUAAUGUAAUAUAUCCAUAUUACGGACUUGGGAAAAUGUGUUUACUAAAAUCUGACAAAGAGAGAGCUCAAGAGUGCUUCGAACAGAUUUUUCAAAUGAAUCCGAGUUGUGUGAAAAUCAAAAAAAUCCUUAGCGUACUGUAUGCUUCUUCAGCAAAUCGUUAUAAAAGAUCACUUGCUGAAAAAUAUUUAAAAGAAGUAAUAAAUGAGUUUCCUGACGAUUUAGAAGCUUGGGUACAAUUAGGUUUAAUAGCUUUAAAUAAAAGUUUAGAAACGUUAACUCCGAUUUAUGAUAAAAUUAUGAGUUUAAUACGUGUCGUUGAAGAAACCAAACUUUCAAUUGAAAUUCGUCUUGCCCUCGCUGUUCUACACGAUAAGGUUGGAAAAUAUGAUGAAUGUUUUUCUACAUUAGAAUUGUGUAUAAAAAUGGCAAAGGAAAAAUAUUCUAAUUGCUCAAAUGAAUAUUUUGUGAAAAUAACUUCUGUGGCUCACUUUUAUUUAGUCAAAUCUUAUGAUAAUCUUGAUAACUUUCGAGAUAUGUACAAAGAAUUAAUCAGCAUACAGGAUUCGAUGUAUAUAUCUAGGAUAUUUGGCCCUAAGUUGUAACGAGAUGAGCAAUGCUAAAAAAUAUGUUGAUUGGGCAUUAUUUAUUGAUUCGAAUAAUGCUGAAGCCAAGUCAUUACUUAAUUUGUGUUCUGGCCAUAAAAAUAACUCUUAUAAGUAUGUACUAAAAGAUAUGUUUUAAAGCUACUUGUAUAUUAUCCCAACAAUAAUAUAUAUUCUGUAUAUAUGUUUCUUUUAACUUUGAAGGAAACAUCAUCUUUGGGCCUAGAUGUUUCAAAUUAAUUAAUAGA
Molecule: messenger RNA, 2031 nt
Organism: Sipha flava (yellow sugarcane aphid)
Lineage: Eukaryota; Metazoa; Arthropoda; Insecta; Hemiptera; Aphididae
Product: RNA polymerase-associated protein CTR9 homolog
Exons: 9
Coding region: 359-1783 (474 amino acids)
Biological process (GO): regulation of DNA-templated transcription
Cellular component (GO): Cdc73/Paf1 complex
Molecular function (GO): RNA polymerase II complex binding
Source: RefSeq, a predicted model, not a curated record